CAGGUGGCUCAGUCGGCGGUCAGCUACCGCGUAUUCGAGGAUCGCGGGUUAUGCGUGAGCAUCUUUUUUUGUUUAGCGAGGUCUGUGAAUAGCGAUAUAGGAUUUAAUCUCUUUUCAGAAGUGAUAGAAAGUUUAAUCAAAUAUCAACGCAAGAAUGAGCCGUUUUCGGGAGUGUUUAGCCGAUCGGAUUAACGGAUGGGAAAGAUGAUUUUAUUAUACCGGAAAAGUGUUGGUACGAUGAAAGUUUGACAAAAGGAAUUAUCCCAUGUUCGAAAGGGGAAUAGAAAAUUGUUGGAUAUUAUGCUAAUCAUAGCGGAGUCAGAAUGCGAGAGGAAGAACUCGAAAUAUCACUUAAGGUGGUCAUAGUGGGAAACGGUGCCGUAGGAAAAUCGUCCAUGAUACAAAGAUUCUGCAAAGGAACAUACACGAGGGAUUACAAGAAGACAAUUGGUGUUGAUUUUCUUGAACGACAAAUAGAAGUCGAUGCCGAGGACGUACGCCUUAUGCUCUGGGACACUGCUGGUCAAGAGGAAUUUGACGCUAUUACAGCUGCCUACUACAGGGGAGCUCACGCCUGUGUUCUCGCUUAUUCGGCGACGGACAGACACUCUUUCGACGCGAUACCAUCCUGGAAAUUGAAGGUUGAAAAUGAAUGCGGAGAAAUACCGACGGUCCUAGUCCAGAAUAAGAUGGAUCUGGUCGAUCAAUGCGUUAUAGACCCAGAAGAAGCCGAAAGACUGAGCAGAGCCCUCGGCUGCAAACUCUUGAGAACUUCCGUCAAAGAGGACGUCGGGGUCGUCGGAGUAUUUCGACAUUUGGCAUCACGAUGUCUCCACGAGAUGCGAAGAUGCGAGGAUGACUUUCAGGACGAUCUUAGGCUCUACUCGGCGGGGCCAAGGUCUCCAUCGGUCAUAAGUGCCUUUAGUCCGAACGGAUCAACGGGUGGUCGAAGCGCCGGGAAUGGAACGAUAGUUUUGCGACCAGGAGGUAGUAAAACUCGGACGCAUAGGAAGAAGAAUUUCGUAAAAAAUGCCUGCAGACUUUUAUAGCGACGACGUAUUAUACCCUGCAGUUAUAUCUAUACAGCUGCAGUCAGCUAAUGCCCAAUUCGUAUAACUUCAACGGAGAUUCGUCGCAGCGUCCACUUUUAGCGCGUAUACUAAAGAAAAUCUCUUGCGGAUAAAAUCACAAAUGCACACAAGUCGAUAAUAUAAAAGAACGUUGUGAAGUACGCGCGAUGAAUCUAAUCAUAAGUUAAAUGUAUGUAAUCUAAACCGUCCGCAAAAUAUGUACAACGUACCUAUAGUGUAUAGGUAUUCUGACAGAAAGAGUUAUGACCGUCCAUCUCGAGACGUAAGAUUUAUUUCACUCCUUUACGUGUGUUGGCACGUAACUUUGGGCGCCGGGUUAAAGGGGCCAGCUACCCAGUGAUGUAAUGACGUGUUAUCCUAGACACGUAGAUUUUAUCCUUGUUUUAUUAUGCGAGAAGAUGGAAACUCGCGGCGCGCAUAUUGGAGUAAAGUAAUUAUAUAGUAAGAAAAAAAUCGAAAAUACUUUCAAAACUAGUUACGUAAUACGUAGGAGUUACUGCGAAGUAACUAUGACAGUGGUAGGUGUAAAUCUUUGAAUAUGAUUUUUCAGUAAUUUGUAAAUAUGUAUUUUAUUUUUCAUAUACUCUAUACAGAUUGGUUAGUAAUUUUGUUGUUUCACGACUUCUUUCUUUCUUGCUGUUUCUCUCAAUUUUUUUCUUCUUUUCUUCCACUUUCCCGCAAUUCACGGUGACUAUAAUUUCUAUAAUUUUAAAUUUCUUUUUCAAUUUUAUAGGAGAAAUAUUAAAAUUAAUACAUUAUAUACUGUAGACAUAUACAUAUACAAACAGGUGUAAUAAUGAUAUAGAGUAUUUAUGUUAUACACGUUGUAAUUUGUAAUAACAAUAACAUUAUAUAAUGAAUACCGAGAACAAUCGUUGGCAAUAAUGCGACAGGUUGCGUAUAAAUUUGUUUUUUCGUUUAUACAAUUUAAUGGAUUGUGUGCGAAGGUAACAUGAAAAAAAUGGAAAAACGCUGUCCGCAUACGGUAGUCUUAUGAAAAUGAAUUAAUAGAAUGGAUAUGUGUACCUACGCCGAAAUAAUUAACCAAAUACAAUGAACAAAGAAUUACUUAUUGCAUAGAAAAAAGAAAGAGAAUGAAAAACAGAAACUUACCUGUCAAUCAUUAGAACGUAAUCAUCGUCAAAAUUGCGUUAUAGGUAUAACAGGUGCUUUUCAUAUGUAUGUAUUAAACACACGUAUGAGCUUAAUCGUUGCCGAGAAU
Diprion similis is the source of this 2313-nucleotide messenger RNA. It is a transcript of the gene Rab23, whose product is annotated as ras-related protein Rab-23. Bases 324 to 1049 code for a protein of 241 amino acids. The record is from RefSeq and is a predicted model, not a curated record. The transcript is spliced from 6 exons. Gene Ontology annotation, molecular function: GTPase activity; GTP binding. NCBI's taxonomy places the organism in Eukaryota, Metazoa, Arthropoda, Insecta, Hymenoptera, Diprionidae.